Messenger RNA from Solea solea (common sole), 4122 nucleotides. It is a transcript of the gene csnk1da, whose product is annotated as casein kinase 1, delta a. Bases 416 to 1633 code for a protein of 405 amino acids. Lineage: Eukaryota; Metazoa; Chordata; Actinopteri; Pleuronectiformes; Soleidae. Gene Ontology annotation, biological process: endocytosis; signal transduction; peptidyl-serine phosphorylation. Gene Ontology annotation, cellular component: cytoplasm; nucleus. The record is from RefSeq and is a predicted model, not a curated record. Gene Ontology annotation, molecular function: ATP binding; protein serine/threonine kinase activity. The transcript is spliced from 9 exons.
AGUGAGCGGAUGAUCAGGAGCUUCACAUAGAAGAGAGGCAGCAACAAACAGGGAGACUAUCGCUAUCAAACCCCGGACCUCAGCUCCCUAAAUCUGUAUUCAUCCUUGGCCGUUUCAAGUUCCCCCGCAUCGAAACCAGCGAGAGCAGAAAGUACGCACUUGAGGCUUUCUAACGAGCACAUUAUUACACCUGUGUGAGGUUUAUAUCGUUUAAAAACAAGUGGCGAAAGAUUCCUGGAGCGGACGCGACCCAGAGAGGACACAGAAGACAGUUCGUCGCUUGAGGACAGCGCUCAGUGUUCGAUGUUUUUCGUGUUUAAACCUUUAAACACUCUUGAACUUUUACACUGAACAUUUUUUUAAAACAUUUUGGAGCUAGCGAGUGCGCUUGCUAGCCAACCACAGCUGGUCAGAAAUGGAGUUAAGAGUGGGAAACCGAUACAGACUGGGCAGGAAGAUUGGAAGUGGAUCAUUUGGAGACAUCUACUUGGGCACUGAUAUCUCAGUUGGAGAGGAGGUCGCCAUCAAACUGGAAUGUGUGAAGACCAAACACCCACAGCUCCACAUAGAGAGCAAAAUCUACAAGAUGAUGCAGGGUGGAGUGGGUAUUCCAACAAUAAAGUGGUGUGGAGCUGAGGGUGACUAUAACGUGAUGGUGAUGGAGCUGCUGGGGCCCAGUCUGGAGGAUCUGUUCAACUUCUGCUCACGGAAGUUCAGCCUCAAAACAGUCCUGCUGCUCGCUGACCAGAUGAUCAGCCGCAUUGAAUACAUCCACUCCAAGAACUUCAUCCACAGAGACGUGAAGCCCGACAACUUCCUCAUGGGUCUGGGUAAGAAAGGCAACCUGGUUUACAUCAUCGACUUUGGCCUGGCCAAGAAGUACCGCGACGCCCGCACACACCAGCACAUCCCGUACCGCGAGAACAAGAACCUGACCGGCACGGCCCGCUACGCCUCCAUAAACACACACCUGGGCAUUGAACAGUCCAGACGGGACGACUUGGAGUCGCUGGGUUACGUCCUCAUGUACUUCAACCUGGGCUCUCUGCCCUGGCAAGGCCUCAAAGCAGCCACCAAGAGGCAGAAGUACGAACGCAUCAGCGAGAAGAAAAUGUCCACGCCCAUCGAGGUCCUCUGCAAAGGCUACCCAUCCGAGUUUGCCACCUACUUGAACUUCUGUCGUUCUCUGCGCUUCGACGACAAACCCGACUACUCGUAUCUCCGCCAGCUCUUCAGGAACCUCUUCCACAGACAGGGCUUCUCCUACGACUACGUCUUUGACUGGAACAUGCUCAAGUUUGGAGCCAACAGAGCCGCAGAGGACGCCGAGCGGGAACGCCGAGAGCGGGAAGAGAGGAUGAGGCACAGCAGGAAUCCUGGAGCCAGAGGCAUGGCAUCAGCCUCAGGAAGAGCCAGGGCCACUCAGGAAGUCACAGCACCCUCCCCACUGAACCCCACGUCACACACAGGUUUAGAGAAAGAGCGAAAAGUGAGCAUGCGUCUUCAUCGUGGAGCACCUGUCAACAUCUCAUCCUCAGACCUGACGGGGCGCCAGGACGCAUCCCGCAUGUCCACCUCCCAGGCUCUGUCCCGAGUCACGCCCAGCGGCCUCCAGUCUGCAGCUCCACGGUGAAGUCCUCAAACCCACCACUGCACCAUGGAGGCCUCAACAUGCAACACACACACACACACACACAGACACACACACACACACAGACACUUUCAUAGACACACAGACACAUAUACACUGGACUCUUGAAUGAUGCAGAAGACUACCAACCAAUGCACAAGAGUCUGGCUGAACUCUUGUUCACUCAACAGACAGUCACACCACCACCACAGGUGUGUUUGUGUGUGUGAUGGAGAGAGACGGGCGGGUGGAGUCAGUCUGGUUGCCUUAACCACCUUGGCAAAGUCGCAGCCAUUGUCUCCCUACUUCUUCUUCUUUUCCUCCUUCUUCUUCUUCUUCGUCUUCUUCUUCUUCUUCUUCUUCUGCUGUGGAAGUUGUGGGAACUCUCCGCUCUCCUCGCCCUCGCUGUUGCUGAAGCCAUGGAUCCGUUUUUAUUUGGCGUCAUGUUUGUUUCUGUUUUUUAAUUUUGGUUUUUACUCAUUUUUAUUCUUCUAUGAUUAAACUUCCUCUCACACCCGCUCCACUCGUCAGACUUUCCGAGCUUUUGAAAAAGGAGAACGAGUCUCUUACUUAACUGAAAAUUGAUUGUGGGACAUUUUUUAAAAAAGAAGGUGCAUGAUCCAUCGUGGCAGUGUUAAAGCACAGUGCCUACGCUCCAUUUGUCCUGAAAGACACUUUUAAAUAUCACAAGUCAACAUUUUCCUUUACUUUUUUUUCUUCUUAAGUGUUUGAGGUUUAAAUUUUAAAGGCAGUUUUUAAGAUGGGGCAAAAGCUCCCGUUCAUGUGCGUUUUCCCCCGGCUGACGGCAGAGUGCGGGUGCGCUUGUCGUCCUCAGGUGCGUCGUGAAGCAGGAUGUUUCCUUUUAUGUUCCUCAGGUCGUGACGACAGCGCGCCGCUGCUCGACAAAGCUGUGAAUGGAACGGUGUCAUGGAUCUGUCCACGCUGAGCGGAUGACAUGUUGGUUUUAGUGCAUAGUGACGUGGUUUUCGUGUGUGUUUGUGUGGUUCUGUCGUAGGGUUGUGCGAGCUCAGGGCGGGCGGGGUGGGGGUGAGUGUACACACACACACACACACACGUAUACAAAUACAUAUAUAUAUAUAUAUAGUCUUUUCCAAUGUAACGAUACUCGCUGCAGUUUCCAGCUUUACAAAAGUAGAACACAAUAGAAUCAUGUGCAUGAUUAUUUUCAGACACAGCCAAGUGUUCCUCGGAGAGUUCAGUGCUUCUCACCUCGCCCUGAACUACAGGAGCUUCAGGUUGGUCAGGUUGAGGUGACACGUCCUUGAAAACAAAUACAACGGAAGGCGCCGUCUUUCACGGUUCUAUGAAAAGUCGUCUUCUCGUUCUCUGGAGCUGCUUUCACUUAAAAACUUGCGUUAUGGAAUAUGUAGCAUCUCGUGUUUGUGGAGCUCAAACUGUACGAGCUUUGGUUCGCCUCGAUUUUGACCGUUGUUCUUUUGAUCUGUCAUCGCAGACUCAAAGAGGACAAUCUGAGAAAGAUUCCCUCAGACUGAGCUUCAGAACAUCAUUGGUGAACUCUCGCGGGUACAAUAACAAAAACAAGCGCCGUUCCCCUGUAACUGUGCUCUGAAAGGAAAUUCCACUCUUUUCAGGUUUUAUUGAGGAUUUUCACAGCUGGAAUAGAAAGAGCCCUAAUAUGAGAGCGACAGAGGACUUUAGUAUUAGCUUGAUGUAACCAGUAGAAUUAAAGUGAAAGGGUAAGAUUUGACGUCUGUUUAAAGGAGGUUCUGUGAAGAGUGUGGCCGACUGUCGUCUUAACAAAGGAGGUUCACGGCCGACUGAGUCCACGUCCCGGGACUCCUCGGUGACUUCUCGUCUGGAGGAUACGUGACGUGAGCAGUCGACCAACACGACCAACCAAUCCUGCAGAUUAUGUAGAACUUUCUUGAUCUGGUAGAAAUAAAGUAUGGUGUGGUAAAUAUGGCCAUUUUGUGUAGCUGAGGGGGAAAUGGGUUGUAGUGCUAUUUUGUACAUGUAUGUUCUGUUGUUGUGUAUCGGAUGUGCCCGCUCCGUCUGCACCUGUGCAGUUUGGGACGAUGCUGAUGUCGACGGUGUACGAUGGGUCUGGUCGUCUGCUAAUAAUACUUCACUCCUGUUUCUUAAAUGUACUUUCACCCGUGGGCUUGAAAAACAACAAACCAAAAAAAACAAAACAAUGAUCAUGAUUGAUUGAUUAACUUAUUUGUCUCACUGAUGAUGGCUUUGUUAAAUGCAAGUACACUUUUCACGGGCUCGUCGUUGACUUUGUCGGUCUGCAUUACUCACUUAUUCCUUCUCUCUGUCACCACCUGUGCAAUUUGUUUUACCUGUGCAGCGGAGACGAUGCUCCAUGUCCCUCAAAGCAUCGCUUCACUGUGGAUCAUUGGGAAAUCUUUCUUUCCACUCCCACUUUAUGACUUUUGCUCCUCACUUGUAAUACCACUGUAUUUGUGUAUUUUAAGAUUGUGUAAAUAAAUUAAUAAGUACUUGUA